Messenger RNA from Filobasidium floriforme, 3211 nucleotides. RefSeq lists its product as uncharacterized. Lineage: Eukaryota; Fungi; Basidiomycota; Tremellomycetes; Filobasidiales; Filobasidiaceae. The record is from RefSeq and is a predicted model, not a curated record. Gene Ontology annotation, cellular component: cytosol; mitochondrial outer membrane; nucleus. The transcript is spliced from 15 exons. The coding region runs from base 206 to 3106 and encodes 966 amino acids.
UCAUCCACUUUAGAGAAUUAGCUUCCGCAGAUCUCACCGCUUUGGGAUCGAAUGAGCCUCCCCCUUGCCGAUUCUCUGUUGACAUCGGCUUGGGAGACACACACACACUCUCUGCCUCUCUCUAUAGGAGACGACUCGACCUGGUCAUCGUGUAGAAGUAGUGACGACGACAUUGAACCUCGUCUUUCUCUUGAACCAGUCCGCCAUGUCCAAAUUGUUUCGUAGAUCCACCUCAUCCGUAUCGGUCCAGCAACAAGCUCUCGGAAAGGGUUCGGCCCCGGAUGACGAUUCUUCGACGGCCGAGCGCAAGAUGUCCAAGUCUCUCUCGAUGAGGUUUGGGAAUAAGAGAAGAACGUCUAAUGGCUCGCUCGUCGGCACGGGAGAGGUGGUCGAGGGUGACAACGAGUCACGAAAGUCCGGCUCGAAACGACGGCUCUCGUCGAUCUUCAAACCCUCUAGUUCCAGUAGAGGACGUGAAGGAUCCGUGGCCAGUAUGGACGAUCGAUCUUCCCUAGCUUCAGUGGACCCGUCAAUCACAAACAGUGGGAAACUGUCAACUUCGACGCACAGGCCUCCUCCGGCUCCGUCCAGCGGUCUGGGCACACCCACCAGGAUCGGCACGAAGACGCCCGUCGAACGUAGAGAUGUCGUCGCAAACGGCAAUUCGUCACGGGAAGGCGUCUCCCCGACCGCAGUCGAGGCCAGAUUACAGACCAUGUCACUAUCAGCGAACACCUCGCCGGUCGCGCUUGCCACCCCUGUCUCCUCUAUGGGCUUAUCCCCUUUGACGACUGAGCCUGAAUCAAUAUCCACAAUCAUCUCGCCGGUAGCAUCUCCUGUAAAAGCGACCUCGUCGAAUGGCUCCCCCUCGAAUGGAGGAUCCAAGCCGAGGAACCGGUCCGACUCGGUCUACAGUCAGUGGAGUUACGACUUUGGGGAUGAGAGCGACAGUGACGGGGAGGUAUACGGAACUCCGGCUGAAGGCUUAAGCGAGGUCGAAGAAGAAGACGAGGAGGAAGAUGUUGCACGACCUGCGAACAUAACACGCUCGGAUGUGCCCGCUAGUACAAAGCCAAGAGAAGAAGCGAUACCGAGCGAAGCAUUCUUGCCUGAACCUUCAACGCAAUCCGCCAACGUCUCGCCUCCAGCUUAUCAUGACCUGAGGAGACAAUCCAGCUCUGCCGUGAUCCAAAGGGCUACAGUCGAAACGCAACCCGAUAUGAAGACCGGACACAAGAUACAAGCGCACAACCCUUCCGCCUAUACCGACCUUGACCAAAACGCCGUACUGCAACCCGAUAUCCAGAAAUGCAAGCAGAUCAUUCACCUCUUCCUCACGUCUCGGAUGAAAGAGGCCGAGGCCUUGUGCCAAGAAUCGGACCCCGAUGGCGUACACAUGUACAUCGGGAACGCUUCAGCCGUCAUGCAGGCUAUCAAAGCGAUGAUGACUUUCGAUGGCGAAGAUCUCAAGGCGGCGUUGGAGAUCGCAAAGACCACUUCGGCGCUCUCGAACAGCUUGAGAAAGCCGGCGGGGUCGUUGACCGGUCGUCUGGCAGGCUUCGUACGGGAUCGAAGCGGGAUCGCGCACGUGAAGUCGAUGACGCUCGUAGAGAAACAUGCCGAAUUAGUCUUUGCGGAAACGCUUCUCAUCAAGGCCGUUUUGGGUAUCGUCGCAGGCGGCGACUGGGUCGGGUUGAUUAAAGAGGCGCUCAACAUGCGAACGGCGUACGGUAUCUAUCGUACGCUCCAGUUGUACCUUGAAACCGGCAAUGAUCCCACGCUGGAUCAGCAUUUCAAGUCCGGUGUCCAGUUGGGUAGCGGAUUGAGCUCUCUAAUGCUCAGUCUCUUGCCUAGCAAGGUAAUGAAGGUGGCCGAACUGCUCGGUUACGCAGGCGAUCGCAAGACAGCUCUGGCUACAUUGAUGGCAGCUGGUGGAUGGUCAGCGGAUCGAAAAGAGCCCGCUAUCUCGGCUGAGGAGGACGGUCUACGAAGAGCUAUCUGCGACAUGGGGAUUCUUACAUUCCAUCUGGUCAUCUCAUUCCUGAUGCCUGUCGCAGGGGUAGACGUGCAUUUAGCCCAGAACGUGCUCAAUUUCAACAUGGAGAGAUUCCCUGACGGAAUCUUUUUCAUGUACUUCCACUCGAGGUUGCUCACGCUUCAGGCACAGCCAGAGAAGGCCAAUGAUGUGCUGCAAAAGGCGCUAAAUAUGCCGCUGGAGUAUGUUCAGCUUCAACAUAUCUGUCUUUGGGACAUGGGGGUGAACAACCUUAUGAUGAGCCAUUUCAAGCGAUCGCGCGGUUGUUUCAAAAUCUUGGCAAACGAGAGUUCUUGGAGUAAAGCCACCUAUAUGUACUCCGAAGCUGCUUGUCUGGCCGAGCUGAGCUCAAGCGACGAAUCGUUCAACGAGCACGAGACUCUGUCAAACAUCAUGCUCGAAGUACCAAAGAACAUGAAGAGGAUCGCCGGAAAGUCCCUUCCGGUCGAGAAAUUUGUCUCGCGGAAAGCCCGAAAAUUCAUUUCUCAGGGUAACCGAUUGAUGCUGCCUGCCAUCGAGCUUGGAUACUUCUUUGGAGCUUUGCCCAACACACCGCCGCGCAUCUUGUACAACAAAGUCAUACCUCGGAUCGAGCAACAGCUGAAAAAGGUCAUGGCUAGCGACGAGCAAAACUACGAGGGUGGAAUAGGGUACUGGGAUGAUUAUUGUCUGGCACACUUCCUACUUGGAACUGCCUAUUCCUUCGCUGCAUACCCGCACGAGGAGGCCAUCAUUGCGGCUGAUGACGAAAAGACGUAUAGCAUGACAUCAAAAGAAGCAAGUCAGAAAUCCAGCGCCGCUCUACAGGCAGCACUCAAUAGCAGUUCCAAAAUCACACUUGAUCACUGGAUCCCCUAUUUUACCCACUAUGAGCUGGCCCGACUCUGCUCACAGCAAUCCGAUCAGGAGCAGGCCAAGCACCACCUCGGCCUGAUUCUUUCUGGCAAACCUUUGGAGACUGCACCUACCGGCAAGGAUCACGGUAAAUACAGCCUAGAGAACGCUCUGAUGAUCAAGGCAUACGCCGGGAUGCAAACACUCAGAGAGAACGCCAGCGCGAAAAUGCACUAGACGACCGUUCGUUCCAAGGAUAGACAAAGAUACCCCGAUCCACAGGCUACAAGCCGAAUAAUGUAUAACCUUGACUUUCCGAUGCCAUGCAGAAUACAAUGUAGA